This is a messenger RNA of Nylanderia fulva, 2481 nucleotides long. RefSeq lists its product as uncharacterized. The record is from RefSeq and is a predicted model, not a curated record. Lineage: Eukaryota; Metazoa; Arthropoda; Insecta; Hymenoptera; Formicidae. Gene Ontology annotation, cellular component: ciliary transition zone. Gene Ontology annotation, biological process: cilium assembly.
UUUAAAAAUUAAAGUAAAAAUUUCCUCUGAUGAUCAUAUAUCUUUUUACGGGGAUAAAAGAUCUUUUACAAAAAGAGAAGAGUUUAAAUAAUAAAACACAAAUUAUUUGUAUCGUAAUAAAAUUGUACGAUUUUUUUUUAUUAAUUUCAAUAUUCUGUUAAAUGAAUGAAAUAAUUUUUCAUUGAUAAUUUCGUUGCAUUGAUUUUUCGAGCUGGUUUCCACAGAGCUUCCUAGACACAACAAAGCGUUACUACGAACGCCUCGUGACAGACCUCUGGAUGGCUCCGAGACAGUCGCGCAGCGAUUAGCUACAAAGAAAGGUGGUUCCUAAUACAAUCGUACACAAUAGAUAUCGCGCAAAUGCUUUUCUGAAGAAAAAUUCGAAAGACUUGCAUGUGAAAUUGAUUACGAUACGAAUCGCGAAUCGGCAGAAAGACAGUUGAACGGGUGAUGCAUGAGGAUCUAAAAUGACACGCGGAAAUCGAGCUUCCCAUAAACGAAGAUCUACAAUGGUUGAGCGAAAUGACAGCGACGACGAUGCUUCCGGUCACGGUGAAAACGACAGCUACGUAAAACGUGAUAACACACCAUUGCAGAAACGACCGACCAGCUCAGAAGAUUCCGGUCGACCCUACAAGCGGGAAAUUAAAAGUUUUUUCGAGAAACAAGACAACACCGAAGAUACGGAAAGCGUCUCUGAAUCACCGGAUCUUAAGAACAAUGAUAAGUCUCGCAGAGCUGAAGUACAUGUUCAUGGAAAAGCGCGUUACUCUGACAUUCGCGAAAGUGAGGACAGAAUUACAUCGAGAUCUCUUGAGGGAAGGAGGAAACGUAGUAAACGGAUCGAACGACGAAAGCUUCGAGAACGGCCUCACACGACAGAUCGCGAUCACGAUCGGACCGAUACCGGAUCUUCUAUAAAGCAUUAUAGUGGAGAGGAUAGUUUCACCGAUAAAUCGCGAAAAAGAAGAAGUAUCGCUUCCCGAGCGAACGAUCACGAAGUGCCUAUCACGGAAAUCUUGAAGAAAGCCCAGGAAAAUGCGCGCACAAAGUAUGAGGAACCUGUGCCGCUUCCGGAAUUGACUACGGACACAAUUUAUAUUCAAGGCAGGAAUGGCUUUAGCGCCGUGAAAAUUGCCGGAUCGAGACGUGCCUUGAGAAAUGAUACGACGCGUGCAACAGAGGGUAGAGAAGAUCGCGAUUCCGCAGAGACUCAAAUGCACACACUCAUAAAAGUGGCAAUCACGGCUCAGAAAUUUUGGCGAUGCACGGGACUCGUCUAUCAAGGUCUCCUGGGCGGAAUGGCACUCUUGCAUUUCAUUAUGAUUUACAUCUUCUUCAAUACUUCGACGGAAUUCAUCUCGAGUUAUUCGAUUUUUUCCGAAGUCUAUACAAAUAUAUUUUCCUUCUUGAUCGCCCUCUGCGUCAUCUCCGUCUUCGACAAAUUCGAUGUGGCGCGACUCGAUAUGGAUCAUUUGCGUGAGAUUUAUAUGGAUCAUGCAAAAACCGCGAUCGCCGUUCCACUUUAUUUAAUAACGUUUAGCCUUCAUCAAGCGUCGUUGAAAAUCGACGAUCAGUUAGCUUUGAUACAUUAUCGCGAAAUGAAUGGAACUACGUGGUCGAACAACACAGCGCGAGAAACUUUACUCGAAGAAUUAGAGGGUUGGCAGAAGAUAACGAUGUCAAAAGACCUUCUCGCGGUUUUCGCUUGGCUGUUCAUUGCUCUCGGAACGCGAGAUGAUAUGCUACUGAUGCAUCUGGAAUCGAUGGAGCAAUAUGCGAGCAACGCGGAAUUUCCUAGAUGACGAAAGUCUCAAAAUUCUUUCGCGCGACUGUACAGACUGAAUAUCGUAAAAUAUCGAAAUAUAUAUCUUAAAGAAAUAAUUAUUUUCCUGAAUGUAUGUAAUACAUACCGAGUCGAUUCAGGAUGCGGAAGAUCGUCGAAUUUAUAUAUGAUAUAAUAUUCUGUAGAAAGAGGGCACAAAUACGAUUUAAACAUUUAUUCCGUAACAGAAUAGCGUUUGAUAUGUACAAUAUGUAUAAAGUUCUUCUAGACGCUAAUCGAUAAUACAUGUAUACAUAAUAGCAAAGAGGACAAUAAUAUAUAUAUAUAUAUAUUAAGAUUAAAAUAACAUAUGAUGUAAUGGUACAGUAGUAAAAUAUGUCUGAACUUUCUCGAGCGCGCAAUUUCGGUAGAAUCCGCAAUCGCAAGGAUGUUCAAUUAUCGACGACUAAUUAUCAAAUAAUUUAUAUAUCAAAAUUUGUUACGGGACACGAUAGAGACAAAAAGAGAGAUGAAAAUCGUCGAAAAGUAUAUAGAUUUUCGGAAAUUUUUCGUAGUCUGCGAUUGCGGAUUCGAGCGGCGCGUUUCCGUUGUACGAGAAAGAAAAGCGUUUAUUUAUUAUAAAUAAUGUGCAAAGGCUUGUACUCAUUUGCGAAGCAACGGAUAAAUAUAUACAUGCCGUUCGUGUGUGAAAUUUA